AUGCGAUUUGUCUGCCGACUGGCAACUGUAUCUGCCGUCACGGCUUCAAAGGGAGACCCGUUCUACAAGUGCGAGAGUCUCGUCGCCAAAGGUUUGUGGUUUAAGCGCGACCUUUUGUGUCUAACCAAUCCACUUUCAGACCCGGGUAACGGUCACGACCUGUCCGACGUCAGCUCGUGCCUCACCCCGUGUGACUCCGCCACGCAACUCUGCAUUUCUGGAGAAUGCCUCUGCAAACCGGGCUUCCGCUCCAACCAAAACACCACCGAAUCCCGGUGCCAGGACGUUGACGAGUGCUUUGAGAAAUCGCACAAAUGCGAUCGGGUGGCCAAGUGUCAGAACACGUUCGGAUCGCACGUAUGCACGUGUCCCGACGGUCAUGUCGGCGAUGGAACCACUUGUGUGCCACACGUCAAUCAGGGCAAACUUUCGGGUUGGUUAUCGAAAUCCUUGAUUGAUUUGACAUACAUCUGGCCCGCACAAGGGGGAUUGAAUGCUGAAAAGCAUCAAAUGAUGCAUGUCAAAUGAUUCUCUGUAAAAAAAAUCACUUUUCAGUGUACUGCGAAGCGGACGGAAUGACACUGGUGCUGGGCAACGAGACCGACGAUUUCGAGGGCAAGAUCUUCGUGAAGGGACAGGCCGAGAAUCCGCACUGCUCCAAAACGUUCAGCUCACUGCUCAACUCGCACAAACCCUACGUUUUUCAAGGUCGCCUUCCAGCACUGUGAUGUUCAACUUUUGGAAAAUGUGCGUUUUUCGCGUUCUGCUAUUGUUUUUGUUCAACAAUCGGCUUGUUUCAGCAUACGAUGGCGUCGACAGUCGUUGUUCAGAAGCACGCAAUGUUCUUGACGAACAAGGCCGAUUCCUACGACCUUCGUUGUCAGUAUCCGAUCGGAUCGCGUGCGGUCGAGUCGCACGUGAACGUGUCCGAACUCGCGACCACCUCGACUCUGACGGACAAAAACUCGACGCUCGCGCCGAUUUGUCGAUUGUCGGUCUCCAAUGACAAGCAGUUGUCGAUCAGUUCGGCGACCGUCGGAGACACCCUCAAAUUGGCGUUGGAAGUGACGCCAGCCGACAACUUUGGCAUUUUUGCCCCGAAAUUGUUUUUGCGGUCAACAUUGAGAGCGGCGAGCGGUACACUUUGACCGACGAAUCCGGAUGCGCCAUCGACGAAUCGUUGUUCCCGCAGUGGUCUGUCGCCACGUCGUCAAAGGUUCAGGCUGUGUUUAGGUACGUUCGGAACGAGUUUUUGACUCAAAAUGACCUCAUAACCGCUUUUUUUCUUUUUUUGCAGAACCUUCAAAUGGCCCGACUCGUCGAUGAUCCGCUUCCAGUGCGACUGUGCUCCGUGCGUCGGACAGUGCUCGACGCCGUCGUGCAUUUCGACGGCCAGAUUCAGAAGACAUCACACGCCGACGGUCGUGAUGAACGACGAGAUCCGGCAGGAACUCGUGCUGGUGAGUGGGGGGGCCUAGAACUUGAGGCCUGUGGACUAGCAUUCCAAAAGAUUCCUAGCUUCCGAGAAGUUGGACCUUGGUCUAGAAACUUAGGCCAUGGCCUAGAAUUCCAAGAAUUUUGUUCUAGGCCCAGGCGGCGGCCUAACAUCCCAAUUUCAACACAUUUCUCUUCCAGAUGACCGGCGUCGAAUCGCUUGCCGUCUCGUCGAUCAUCAACGUGCACGACUCGGCAGAAAUGACGUCUUCAGAAGACCCGGAAGACGUCGGCCUUCAGAUGACGUCAUCCGAGUCGAUUUGCGUCCGAAUGGCUCCGUUGCUCGUCGCGCUCGGCUCUUUCGUCGUCUGCUCGGCGGUGCUCCUCUAUUUGUGCUCGAAAAAACCGAAAACCGUGGAGACGAGCUCGGAAAUUGGAUUUUAA
Molecule: messenger RNA, 1878 nt
Organism: Caenorhabditis sp. 36 PRJEB53466
Lineage: Eukaryota; Metazoa; Nematoda; Chromadorea; Rhabditida; Rhabditidae
Source: the annotation of a GenBank genome assembly